This is a messenger RNA of Onychostoma macrolepis, 10462 nucleotides long. RefSeq names its product vitamin D receptor a (gene vdra). Gene Ontology annotation, molecular function: nuclear receptor activity; zinc ion binding; vitamin D response element binding. NCBI's taxonomy places the organism in Eukaryota, Metazoa, Chordata, Actinopteri, Cypriniformes, Cyprinidae. The record is from RefSeq and is a predicted model, not a curated record. Gene Ontology annotation, cellular component: nucleus. The transcript is spliced from 9 exons. Bases 755 to 2020 code for a protein of 421 amino acids. Gene Ontology annotation, biological process: positive regulation of transcription by RNA polymerase II; negative regulation of transcription by RNA polymerase II; cell differentiation.
AUACACAGCACACAUAUAUUAUGUAAACAAAAACUUUUAUUUUGGAUGUGAUUUAAUCGUUUGACAGCACUUAUUUAUUUCAGGUAAAGAAAUAUUUUUCCAUGCUUUUAAUUUCAGCUUUAGUUAACUCUAAUAACUCUGCUGGAGUCCAUUUUCGAGGCCUGGAUUCAGUCUGUGUUUUCUGCCUCCUGGAAAUCUCUCCACUAAAGGAAGCUCAUACUCCGUUUGUCACAGUGAGAUGCUCAGAAGCGUCCUCAGAAGUGAGCGAUGGCUCUUGCUGCUCAGGUAGUGAGUGUUUGUGCACAUUCCUGCUGGGUCGUUUGGAGACGCCGCUAGUAAUCCCCGGCGAGCGAGCGUUCAGCUCUGUCCUCGGCGCUGACCGUGUUCCUGCAGAGAGGCCCCGCCUGCAGCUCUUCUCUCCCUAAACGGGCCCCUCUGACGGGAUUUAGGGCCCCCCGUUCCUCUGCAUCUCCCGCCUGCCAGCUACGAGCCUUUUCUUUUCCUAGCGAGCGCUAAAACGAGGUCUAAAGUUCAGCGUCUCUGAUGUGCAGAUCUGGGUCGAGCCCAACAUUUGGAAAGCGUUUCUUGUUGUUUUUUUUCUUCCCGGGGCAGAGCUGCAGUUUUUCUUCUUCGGUGGCGUGGGAGUCUGAAUUCCAGCGGAUUCUGGCCGGAUCUGAUCUGGGAUCAGCAUUGAGGCGUAACGCUGGUAAACGCUGCUGCGUUCGACUGUUAGCAGCAAACUUUCCAGAAUGUGAUGGACCCCAUGGCCGUGAGCACGUCCGCGACGGGUCAGGAUGAGUUUGACCGCAACGCGCCGCGGAUCUGCGGAGUGUGUGGAGACAAGGCCACCGGAUUCCACUUCAACGCCAUGACCUGCGAGGGCUGCAAGGGCUUCUUCAGACGCAGUAUGAAGCGCAAGGCAAGCUUCACCUGCCCGUUCAAUGGGAACUGCACCAUCACCAAAGACAACCGGCGUCACUGCCAGGCCUGCCGUCUGAAGCGCUGCGUCGACAUCGGCAUGAUGAAGGAAUUCAUUCUGACAGACGAGGAGGUGCAAAGGAAGAAGGAUCUGAUCCUGAAGCGGAAGGAGGAGGAAGCGGCGCGGGAGGCGCGGAAACCUCGUCUGAGUGAGGAGCAGAUGCAGAUCAUCAACACGCUGAUGGAGGCGCAUCACAAGACCUACGACGACUCCUACUCCGACUUCGUCCGAUUCAGGCCUCCGGUCCGUGAGGGUCCGGUCACCCGCAGCGCCAGUCGAGCCGCGUCUCUUCACUCGCUGUCAGACGCCUCAUCAGAUUCAUUCAACCAUUCACCAGAGUCUGUGGACACUAAGCUGAACUUCAGUAAUCUGCUGAUGAUGUAUCAGGACAGCAGCGGCAGUCCGGACUCCAGCGAGGAGGACAACUCACGCCUGUCCAUGUUACCGCAUCUCGCCGACCUCGUCAGCUACAGCAUCCAGAAGGUCAUCGGAUUCGCCAAGAUGAUCCCUGGAUUCAGGGACCUGACGGCAGAAGAUCAGAUCGCUCUGCUCAAGUCCAGCGCCAUCGAGAUCAUCAUGCUGCGCUCCAAUCAGUCCUUCAGUCUGGAGGACAUGAGCUGGAGCUGCGGAGGACCGGACUUCAAAUACUGUGUCAAUGACGUCACCAAGGCGGGUCACACUCUGGAGCUGCUGGAGCCGCUGGUAAAGUUUCAAGUGGGUCUGAAGAAGCUGAACAUGCAUGAAGAGGAACAUGUGCUGCUGAUGGCCAUCUGUCUGCUGUCUCCAGAUCGGCCCGGUGUUCAGGACCACGCUCGGAUCGAGGCGCUGCAGGAUCGCCUGUGUGACGUCCUGCAGGCUUACAUCCGGAUCCAUCACCCCGCCGGCCGUCUGAUAUACGCCAAGAUGAUCCAGAAGCUGGCAGACCUGCGCAGCCUCAACGAGGAGCACUCCAAGCAGUACCGCUCGCUGUCCUUCCAGCCCGAGCACAGCAUGCAGCUGACGCCGCUGGUGCUGGAGGUGUUUGGCAGCGAGGUGUCCUAGCGUCCGAGAGCCCCCCGGCAGCUGACGGGACACCGCUAGAGCGUCACCCGUCACGCCCCGGGGGGCUACAGCAAUGCGCACGCGAGCGAGGGCGAACGGUGCACAGGUCUGGAUAACGUCUCGGGAUUCCCGCUUUUAAGCUACCGGGGGAUUCCCGAAAGGAAUGUAUUAAUAAUGUAUGGAUAGAACGAUGCAUAGAAACUAAUAUUUAUAUUUAAGAGAGAGAGAGAGAGAGAGAGAGAGAGAUGGUUUGUAUUAAAUGAAAACGUAUGGCCAGGUGAUCCUCUGUUGUAAUAGGAUUAGCAGGCUCUUCUAGUUCAUGUGCAUAGAUGAGUGUGUGUGUGUGUGUGUGUGUGUGUGUGUGUGUGUGUGUGUGUGUGUUUGAGAGAGACGUACACAAGUUGACAAAUUAAAUGCAAUUCAAAUACACAAUGGCUCUGUUCCAAAAUCUAGUGAGUGCCCUACGUAGGCGGCAUUUCAAGAUAUCAUAUGUGACCCUAGAGCACAGUAAUGAGUAGCACAGGUAUAUUUGUCGCAAUAGCCAACAAUACACUGUAUGGGUCAAAAUUAUCCAUUUUUCUUUUAUGCCAAAAAUCAUUAGGAUAUUAAGUAAAGAUCAUGUUCCAUGAAGAUAUUUUGUAAGUUUCCUACCGUAAAUAUAUCAAAAUGUAAUUUUUGAUCAGUAAUAUGCAUUGCUAAGAGCUUUAUUUGGACAACUCUAAAGGCGAUUUUUCUCAAUAUUUCGAAUCAUUAUUUUUUUUUUUUUGCACUCUCAGAUUCCAGAUUUUCAGCUUUCAGAUGAUGCAUAAAUCUCAAUUUCAAAAAAUUGACCCUUAUGUCUGGUUUUGUGGUCAAGGGUCACCUGUGCGCGAAUAUAUGCGUCCAUAUCACACUCUGGAUGCAGUGCCAUAAUGCAUAAAGUGUGGAGGAGAAAAAAAAAAAAACAGAUUGCAGGGGCAUAGGAACAAUUUGAAUGUUUUAAUCAGUAGCAUUGUUAAAGUUCAAAAAAUAUGAAAUCAUGUAAUUUUCUUUACCAUGUCUGUUAUGGAUUUGCUUCUACACACGAGAAUUAUUGAUUAUAAAUUGACUUAUAAAUAAUUAUAAAUGUAUAUAAUAAUAUAAAAUCAUAAUAUAAAUUAUAACUAUUCAUUAUUCUAAUUAUUUAUAAUUAAUUUACGUUAUAUAAAUGAUAUUAUUAUAUAAAUGUAUAAUCUGAGAUGUUUAUUAUUAAUAGUGUUAUUAUAAUAUAAUAUUAUAAUUAUUUAUAGUUAAUUAUAAUUUUAUAUAUUGUAAUUAUAAAUAAUUAUAAUUUUAUAUUAUUAUAUACAUUUAUAAAUUGUUUAGAAUUUAUAUAAUUAGUUUUGCAAAAUGAUUAUUCUUUUUUUUUUUUAUAUAUAUAAAUGUUUUUUAGAGUGGCACAUUGUUAGAUUAGUAACAUACCAGUGUCUAUUUCUAUUGAAAUCCGUUGCAAGUCAGGUCAAGCGCUAUUUGCAUGAGUUGCUGCCUAUGUAGUGUGUUCAGAAUGAGGUUCCUUUUCAGAACAUUUUGGAGUUUACUGGGUUUUGGGACAGUGGCCACUUUUACUAACUUUUACGAUUGGCUUGGUUGAUAUAUUGAUCUGUUUGUAUGAGUGUAUGUUGAGGGCGGAUGCAUUAUAGACAUACACUACAUACACACACACACACACACACACACACUUUAAACUGAGAGAGGAGGCCUGACUGUAGGUCUAAUGUCUGUAUAGAAAGGAUCUUAGUUGACCACAAGAGAGCUGAAGCGCAGACACCGGCCCCAGAGAUCAGCCCGAAUGCUGCUCGACAUUAUUUAUCAUUCAUAACAAGGCUAUCCGGCUGCUUCGACCUCAUAUUACCUGGAUCUUCAGUGGAUUUAGUUCAAGACAAGGCCUUGCUUUACCGUCUAUCAGAUAUCUUGACAUCAAAUUAUACAGACCCGCUUCACUGUAGUCCGUCACUAGUGCUGGAUUUUGAAGAGCUUUUAUUAUUUUUGUCAUGCCAUGUCUUCAAACGUUGGGCCACAUUCAUGAAACGUGAGCAAAAUUGUCCAUCAACCAUUUUACAUGUAAAUUGCGACAAUGCCGAACAUUUCCAUACUCAAAUGGUUCGUAAAACCAUGUUUUUGGAAGGGUCUAUGUAAAUUGUUGCACAAGUGCACCAAUUUUCAUGCAUUUCCAAAAAAUUUUCUCAACUCGACUGUUUUAUAAACUAAUUCCACUAAUUUUCCCCCAUUCCAGAAGUUUUUGCGCUGCUCUCUUGUGGUCAUGAGCUGUAAAUACCACUCGUAUUGUUUCUGUACAUAAAAGAUAGGCUAAUACAGUUAAUCAGCUGAAAAGAAGCUUGGGAGAAAUAUGCAAAUCUGAUAUUUUCAUAUGUUUUGGUGUCUUUUUCUCUCUCGGAUGACAUAAUAAGCUUUUACGACCGUAUCUAUCCCUGAUGCUUUUAGGUGCGAAUUCCACAUCGAACUUUAUUGUUUAUAAACGAUUAUCAUGGCUUAGUUUUGUACGGAUUCUGAGACAUCAAGCAGGUUAUAUUUUUAUUUCCGCAAAUCGACGAGACAUCUCAACCAGGCUGCUGCUGAGCUGCAUUAGCUGUUUCCGCGUUCGCAAACUCAACUCAAAACUGGUGCUUUAGUUUUGUUUUUGCUACAACCGCUGCCUCAAACCAGCCAAUCUGACACACACACACACACACACACACACACACACACAACAGUCCGUUCAAAGGACUCAACGAAGCUUUAACAUUACCGCGGGUGAAACGGGAAAAGAGGAGCUCGUCCAGACGUUGGCUGCUAACGAAAAAAACGGCGAUGCCCUGUUCAUCUCAGCUGGAAGGAUCUUCGAGAGUUGGAUGAACACCGUCCUCUAAUGGCGAAACCGUCUUGCGGACGAUAAACUGGAUUGCAGAUACAUGUAUGUACCAGUUACGAUAAGCUUCGUUUGGAUUAUACUAGUUUUGCUAGCGCUAAAGAACAUUGGAUUAUCAGCCGUUGAGUGUUUUCGCAACUGCGAACGCCCCUUUUCACCCUCAGAUCCAGAUCCUGGAUCGCUUGCAUCCGAUCAACAAGGGAAAUAAACCGGCAACCUCUUCGUCCCGCUCUGGAUUUUCACAGGAGGCUUUGCCCUCGUCACCUCAACCAAGCUACAAAAGAAAGGACCUCCAACUGUGAGAGUCCUACAAGGUUUGCUUCAUUGGGUGUCAACGGAUGGACGUUAUGAAUGGAAAAACGGGGGUUUCUGCCGCUCCGGUGUCCGUUGAUCAGUAUUUUCAUGAGGGGGAGUUUAUCGUAAAAAAAUAUUUUCUUCGUAUUUUUGUCUUAUUUUCUAGUAUAAAUAUCUAAAAAUUCUUGAAUCAGGAUGCAUUUACUUGACAAGUAAAAUAACUUAAGAUAUUUUGUUUUGUUUUCUGAAAAUAUUAUCCAAAUUUUGUUAGUUUUUGCUUAAAAUUAGGAACGAAACGAUGAAAAUCGAUUCAAAUAUGUGACGAUGAAAAUCGGUUGAGAUGCUAAACAAAUCGCGAUACAGUUGGAGUAGGAGUUUAUAUGAAUGCAUCUCUGACUGUCUUUAGGAAAGUUUACGCGGUAUUUUCUUUAUCUUGCCUCUGAACGAUGCGUAUUAAAGUGGUAUUCAUAAGCGGUAACCAAGGAAACGCUGUAUCAUUGCUGUUCAUAAGCGCCACCUGCUGGCAGAGAGUGAAUCUGUUUCGUUCAGAUGUGUUUUAUGUAUCGUUUCACAAAACUAAAGUCAGAACAUUCUGUGUUUGCUUCAAAUUUCGAAAUUAUACAGUCUCUAAUUUACAUUAAAAACUGCUCAUGCUGUAUGUACGCUGCAUCUUUUUUUGGAUUGUGAUUAAAAUGCAGUGGUUGCCUCAUUUUAAAUGGAAGAGCUCAGAAAAAGCCAUAGUUUGUUCAUAUUAAGAUAUUUCUUUUAUUUGUGCAACUUGCUUAUUUGAUUUGGGGUUUGUUUUAAAAUUUCAAUUUAGUUUUGUUAUAUUUCAAUUUCACAUUUUUCAAUUUCUCAUUUUGUUAAAAAAAAAAUGGUGAGAAAAUCGAAUCGUGAAAGCAAAAAUAUCUGCCAGUGGGGUAAGAAAAAUAAUCUUAAUUCAAAGACUAAACAACUUAUUUUUCUUACCCCAUUGGCAGAUAGCUUUACUUGUUUUAAGCAAAAACUAACAAAAUUUGGAUAAAAUUUUCAUAAAGCGAGACAAAAUGUCUCAAGUCAUUUGACAUAUCAAUUAAAUGCAUCCUGAUUCAAGAAUGUUUGGACAAAAAUACAAAGGAAGAAUUUUUUUUUUGCAGUGUAGAAGAACAUCAUCUGGACUGUCUAUGCACUUUGGAUCAGUUAUUGUUCAUUUUUGCAUCCACACGGAUCAUGAAGAGUUUGUUCUUCUCUGUUGGAUGUUCUUGGCUGAAUUGAUGGUGAAAGACCAACCUAGCGCUUCAGGUGUUUGCGAAGCUUUAGGUCGGUCUUGCGCCGCACAGCUAGACUUAAGAAACCCAUCGCUCGUGCUGCACUUUUCCUCCGAGAGAUCGUCGAUUUUUGGAAGCCGCGUGGGUUACUUGAGUCGAGCUGAAGGAUAUUUCACGUUCAUGUACGUACGACGAAGUGGGUGAACGAAUUGUUGAUGACUGUCUGAAUGCUGAUUGUUUAAGGACAACACAAACCACCAGGUGCCGUUGUUAACCAAAAUGAACUACCUCUCUCAUUCAUUCAUGUAAUCAUCACACAUUUCAAUGUUUGUUUUUGUUUUUUCUUCAUUUUUUUUUUAAGAAACACUAAAUCUUCUACUUAUUUAUUCCUCUCCGACUCAAAUGCUGGACUGUUUACCUCAAAACGUCUCCAUAAGCCUGCAGCUUAAACGGUGCUUCACUGCCUCACCGGUGGCUAAAAGCCCAUUUCUUGAUGUGCUACGUUAUCUCUGUUAUGCUAACAACAUGGCGGUUGUAUGCACAGAAAGUUGGCGCACCUCCCCAAGACGCAUGUUGAGCGUUUCCAAUUGAAACGCUCACAUCUUGGCGCAUUUGUCGCGGGGAGAUGUUCCUGCUAGCCUGACCGCUAGUAUCCGUCAGUAUUUACUCUUUCUCAUGCAGAAUGUCAAAGCAUUGACAACCAAGCUAGCUAAUCCCAAAGUAUCCUCAAUAAGCUAGUGUAAAGUAUCGUCUGUUUUACAGCGCUAUCAUGAACUCUCUGUCGUUUAGCAUCGGAAAACUGUGUAUAUCUACAUGACCGGGCAUUGCAGAUGUUUGCUUUGCAUGUGUAUUGAAGUUUGCAUCUGUAUUAGUAACGGCUCACAACUCUGCCUCUGGCGCCCUCUAGCUGCUCUCUUCAGCCUUUUCUUGCCUAUUUCUCUAAAUCUCUUUGUCCCUAUGGUCUGGCCAGAUUCUUUAACCCAUGUGGGAACUCAAUCAAGGGUGGCAUGAAGCAUAUCUGACUCCCCUCACAUUAUUAUUAUUAUUAUUAUUAUUAUUAUUAAUAAUAAUAAUGACAACAAUAAUAAUAGUGAUAAUAAUAGUUUUAUUGUUAAUAAAAUGCUAAAAAGUUUAAUGAUAAUUAGCACUAAUAAUAAUAAUAAUAAUAAUAAAUAUAUUACUUAUAAUAGUAAAAUAUUAUUUAAUAGUGCUGCUAUUAUUUUGUUGUUAUUUUAAACAACAAUAAUAAUAACAAUAAUAUUUUGUAUUAUUAUUUUAAAAAUAAUGCUGGUAUUAUUUUUAUUAAUAAAUGCUUGUAUUAUUGUUUACAAUAUUAAUUAUAAUAAUAGUAAUAAUUAAUGCUACUUCUAUUAUUAUAAUUAUUUUUUAGCAAGAAUAAAAGCAUUUAUUUUUUAAAUAAUAAUAAUUGAUUUAAUAAUAAUUAAUGAUCCAAUGUUAUUUAUUCCAUUGUUUCAUUUUGUCUAGAUGUUUUUGAACACAUUCUUGUAUACACCUGCCAAACAUUGCUCUUCCAGUUUUAUCUGGUUUUGAUUGGGCCAUCCAUGUGGACACGCCCCUUUCUCCUCCUCUCUGGUCUCUCCCUCAUCUAAAGCUCAUCUAAAGCUCACUUUUUAUUCACUAAACCUUCACUGUCAUUCUGCCAUUCAUCCAUCCAUUUUUCCCUGAACUACACACACGAACGUACAGAUUCGCCACCAGCAUUUACUUUACAGACAGAAAUACUUUCUUCAGCGUAGAAGUCGUGUUGUUGUUUUUUUUGAGUGACGGAGAGACUGGCGGAUUACUGCUCAGUGUUUGGACACUAUUUGAAGUUGAUUCUCCACGCUAGCUCCGCUAAAGACCUCUGUGUGCCUACACCCCAAAGCCUUAUUUUGGGAGCGUGUCAGGGUUUGGGUGUUAGUUUCAAUGCAGUUUGUGAAGUUCUGCCCAGUUUGUGAAGUUCAUUGGCGAGAUCGAGGCUCACAGUCGGACUGUUCGGAAAUUACUUAUGAAUCUCAGGCCAGAAACACUUUACUGAAGUAUGGGUUCUUGAAUGAGAACAAAAUGUAGAGUGGGAAUUGAAUUCGUCCAUUGGGAAUCGAUUGGAUCGUUGUCGUGUGCAAAGAAAGGGGAAGUUCUUUUGUUUUUUUAUUCAAGAUUACGAGGGCAUAUGCAUUUAAAAAAAAUAAAGACGUGCACAGAUAAACAAUUGUGACCCUGGAGCACAAAAGCAGUCAUAAGCAGCACAGCUAUAUUUGUAGCAACAGCCAACAAUACAUUGUAUGGGUCAAAAUUAUCAAUUUUUCUUUUAUGCCAAAAAACAUUAGGAUAUUAAGUAAAGAUCAUGUUCCAUGAAGAUAUUUUGUACAUUUCUUACCUUAAAUAUAUCAAAACUUCAUUUUUGAUUAGUAAUAUGCAUUGCUAAGAACUUCAUUUGAACAACUUUAAAGGUGAUUUUCUCAAUAUUUUGAUUUUUUUGCUCCCUCAGAUUCCAGAUUUUCAAAUAGUUGUAUCUCAACCAAACCAUACAUCAAUGGAAAGCGCAUUUAUUCCAGAUUUUGUGGUCCGGGGUCACAAUUUAUAAAAAAAACAAUAAUGACUUUAAGAAAAACCUCAGGACUCAAGGGGAGCGUUAGUUUCCUUCAAAUGCAUCAUUUGUGUGAUUAUUAUUCAGCAACUCAUUUUAAGUCGACUCUUCAAAUUUCAGCUCCAACAUGACAGCGGAUCUAAUCUGAAAGAGAAACAACGCAGCGAGUUUGCGUAGCGUUCUCCAGGUUGUUUGACUGAAUCUGUUCAGUCUGACUGUGAUUCUCGGCACUCAGAAUGAACCGAGCCAAAACCACAGGAUGGUUUCUUAGUGAUCCAAACACAUUUGUCUCAGAGAGAUGAACCGAGAGAACGCUCCUGGAAUCAGGUGCCUUAUUGUCCAUAUUAACAAACCUUUACUCACGAUUACGUGUCACAUAUGCAGUUUUGUUUUACUACGAGGUAAAUUUUGCAUUUUUCCAACAUGGAUUUUGACGAAAGAUUCAAAUUCAAAGAAAUGGAUUCAGUUUUGAUAUCACUGAUUUAAGUUAAUAAUUCCUUAGUUGCAGGUAUCUCCAAGAAAUGAAGGAUAAUUCAUGCAGUUGUUGGAAAAGCAGCACUUUUAUUACGCUGUUUUAGACACGGUACUCAUCUGUUUGAGACGGAUUCACCACCGACACUGUUUUUUUUUUUUUUUUCAGUUUUGCAGGUUUUGUUUACUUGCUCUCAUUCCAAACUUGUUUGAUUUUCUUCUGUGAAACACAAAAUGAGAUGUUUAACCGAAGCUUUCCAUACAACAAAAGUGGACGGUUAUUUAUCCUGCCAAGCUCCAAAUUGGAAAUGCAGCACACGAGUCAACUGGUUUUAUACGAUAUGAUAGUUUUACGAUGCUUUUGUUUAUCCUUUUUGGGAAUUGGACGUAUAAAUCACAGUCCGCUUGCUUUUUGUGGAAAGGAGAAACUUGGACAUUCUGCCUCAAAUUCCCUGUUGGGUUUCAUGGAAGAAUGAAAAUAAUGCACGUCUGGAACAAGAAGAUAUGUAACUGUUUUUUUGGGGUGAACUAUUCCUAAAAUGGUGCAAUUCUGUGGGUUCUGGAAACCAGAGAGAAAUGCAUUAAAUUUGUUAAAUGUGGUCAUAAAAGAAGCUCUGAACUUGAUCAAACACCAUUGGAAAUCUCAGACAAAUCUUGGUCGGUGGUGAAUCGCGGUUUGGAUCUCUUACGAACCCAUCGUGACUUUCCAAAACGCAGAAAGCGAUCAUGUCACCAACACGCCUCACAUGAUGUUUUAUUUUUCUAGAGAAAAGCUCAAAACACUAAUGUAUAACUAGCGUUCUCUUGUUUUUAACCUGUCAGUCAGUGUAGACCGUCUCAUUUGUGUUGAUCUCUCUUUCCCUCGAAUGUCUAUUACACAUUUAUUUUGUGCAUUGUAUGUAGUAAAUGAGAUGUUUUGGAAAAAUCACAAAUAAACAGCUGUAUAUACUGAUGCAUAA